AUGUUCAUGAAUCUAAUGAAUAUAAUAUUUAAAAUUGUAGGAAAAUAUUAUGUGGUUGAUGCAGGCUAUGCAAAUACAAAAGGUUUUCUAGCACCAUAUCGUGGAACACGAUAUCAUUUGAGAGAGUGGAGUCAAACACAAGCACCACAGACAACUCGUGAAUUGUUCAAUUUAAGGCAUUCAAAGCUUCAAAAUGUGGUUGAAAGGACAUUUGCUGUUUUGAAAAAAAGGUUUCCCAUACUAACAAUAGCUCCUCAAUACACCAUUAAAAAACAAGGUUGGAUUGUAUUAGCAUGUUGUGUACUUCACAACUUUAUUCGCAAGUGGAAUUGGGAUGAUGAAUUUUUCGAAGAGGACAUGGAAAAUGAAAUAGGAAACUGUGAAAGUUUGAACAAUAUUGAUUUUGAUUCAGAUUCAGAUGAAGAACUUGGUGACGGGCCAACAGAUGAUGACAAGCAAUAUAUGUUUAAUUUUAGAGAUAUAAUAGCUUAA
Cannabis sativa is the source of this 492-nucleotide messenger RNA. RefSeq lists its product as uncharacterized. The coding region runs from base 1 to 492 and encodes 163 amino acids. Lineage: Eukaryota; Viridiplantae; Streptophyta; Magnoliopsida; Rosales; Cannabaceae. The transcript has a single exon. The record is from RefSeq and is a predicted model, not a curated record.